AUGCUCAGCAGCAGAUGCCUCUCACGCGCCACACUUCGAGUUCACCAGGCCCCGCGCACCAGUAGGAACAUUACCUCCAGAUCAUCGUAUCCGAGCAGAGCAAGAGCAAUACCCCACCCGUACGCGCAGCGCCGCCAGCAGCGCUUUGUCCGUUCCGUCGUCGCCGUCACAGCCCUCUGGGCCACCGCAACUGCAUGGCAGUGGUAUAAUGGAGAGAAGUUCCUCCGCGAGGUGCAUGCGGAGGAGCCGCCACAGGAGCAGCAAGAGCUGAACUUUGAGGAGCCCCGGCGGAAAGCGAAGUCGGAGGAAGACAACAGGAACAUUAUCAGUUCGCAGCAUCUGCAGGUGCAAAAAAGCUGGGAGAAUCCUGGAGUAUAUGCAUGGGGGUCAAAUUCCGGCAAGGUGGUGGCACCGGACUCUAAUGAGACUUUCAUAAAAUCACCGCGACGGAUACCUUUCUUCGAUGGAAAAUUGCUGAGGGAUAUCAAGAUGGAUAGAGCCUUUGGCGCUGCUAUCGACGAGAGAGGCGAUCUGCUGCAAUGGGGGACCGCUUUUUCCAAGGAGACGACACAGCCGACACCGACAUUGAGGGGAAAGAACUUGUCAUCCCUCUCAAUUUCUCGAGACAGAAUCAUAGCGCUUUCCAAAUCGGGCGAUGUAUAUUCGAUUCCUGUUUCGCAACAAGAACAACGGACUGGCCCCAAGCCAGCCUCCACAUCGUGGAUACCUUUCUGGGGAUCGUCGAACGACGUCUCCUACCGCCUCCGUACACCACAAAACCUCGCAUGGAGCGAACGCGUUACACAAAUCUCGUCUGGUUUAGAGCAUGCAUUAAUGCUCACCUCGGCUGGACGCGUCUUCUCCUUUGCCUCCGGAACCGAAGACUUCCCGCGCAAAGGCCAGCUCGGUGUCCCAGGCCUGACCUGGGAAACGCGCCCAGCGGGUGCUUUCGAUAAUCCGCAUGAGAUCACGACCCUCAAAGGCUUUCCCAUACAACACAUCGCAACCGGAGACUUCCACAGUCUUGUCAGUGAUGCAGCCGGGCGAGCCUUUGGCUUCGGCGACAACUCCUCCGGCCAGCUAGGCUUCGACUUCAAUCCCGAAGCCAUGUUCAUCGACGCGCCCUCCCUCCUUCCCACACAACGCCUCUACACUGGCACCGCCCAACAAGCCUCUGUAACCAACGUUUUCGCUGGUGGCAACACCUCUUUCCUUACCAUCGAGGCCACCAAGCCUGUCGCCACCGCUCGCGACUCCACACGCGUGCAAGCCGACGUUUGGGCAUUCGGAUUCGGGCUCACAGGCCAGCUUGGUAACGGCCGCUGGACGCACAAUCAGUCCUCACCCACCAAGCUGCCCACAUUUUCAGGGCUGUAUGAGUACGACGAGCCCACGAGCACCGUCAUACCAAUCAAGCUCGCGUACAUGAGCAUCGGCGCGAACCAUGCUUCCGCCGUGAUGGACAACGUCGCCUCCGUCGCUGUUCCGGCGACCUCCCGUCGUUCUUCGAAAUUGACGCCCAAUGACACAAAUUGGGGCCGCGACAUUCUCUUCUGGGGCAAUAACGAGUACUACCAGAUUGGCACAGGGAAGCGGAGCAACGCACCGAACCCGACCUAUAUCCAGCCGCUAGACCAGGCGGCCGAGGCGGAGCGCGAGAAAGGACUAGGAUUCUUUGGGGAGAAGCGCGAGAAGGCGAUGCAUCGUUUCCAGAUUACGCCGAGGCAGAAGGUUAAGGUUAAUGGGAGGAAUGUCGAGAUGGAACAAAAGGUCGAGUGUGGACGGGGUUGCACGGCUGUGUACUCUGCUGUCUAG
Didymosphaeria variabile is the source of this 1815-nucleotide messenger RNA. RefSeq lists its product as uncharacterized. The transcript is spliced from 2 exons. NCBI's taxonomy places the organism in Eukaryota, Fungi, Ascomycota, Dothideomycetes, Pleosporales, Didymosphaeriaceae. The record is from RefSeq and is a predicted model, not a curated record. Bases 1 to 1815 code for a protein of 604 amino acids. Gene Ontology annotation, biological process: mitochondrial respiratory chain complex III assembly. Gene Ontology annotation, cellular component: mitochondrial inner membrane.